AUGUCCGACAAUAUUCAACACUCAACACCUCAAGCAACAAGCUCUUAUACAACAUCUUAUGAUCAAAAAAACUCAGAGUUGAAACCAUUCCCCUCUAGCAGCGGACAUUCAAUCAUGACACCAUUGUCAUCUUCUAGAUCCCAUUCAGAAUCAUUAAGUAAACAGAAUAUCGAACCUGUCAAAGAUCACAGAAGAAGACGCUCAUCAAGUAUAAUCUCUCACGUGGAACCAGAAACCUUCGAAGAUGAAAAUGAUCAACAAAUGUUACCAAACAUGAACGCAUCAUGGGUAGAUCAAAGAGGUGCAUGGAUCAUUCACGUCGUAAUCAUCCUUCUUUUGAAACUAUUUUACAACUUAUUACCUGGUAUCACCACAGAAUGGUCAUGGACUUUAACUAACAUGACUUACGUCAUCGGUUCAUAUGUCAUGUUCCAUUUAAUUAAGGGAACUCCGUUCGAUUUUAACGGUGGUGCAUACGAUAAUUUGACCAUGUGGGAACAAAUCGAUGAUGAAACUCUUUUUACUCCAUCAAGGAAAUUCUUAAUUGCUGUACCAAUCGCAUUGUUUUUGGUAAGUACUCAUUAUUCACAUUACGAUUUUAAGUUAUUCUCUUGGAAUUUCAUUUUGACCUUUUUAGUAGCUGUUGUACCAAAAUUACCUGUCACUCAUAGAUUGAGAAUUUCCAUCCCAGGUAUCACGGGUCGUGCCCAAAUUAGUUAA
Molecule: messenger RNA, 720 nt
Organism: Naumovozyma dairenensis CBS 421
Lineage: Eukaryota; Fungi; Ascomycota; Saccharomycetes; Saccharomycetales; Saccharomycetaceae
Gene: ORM1
Product: sphingolipid homeostasis protein ORM1
Exons: 1
Coding region: 1-720 (239 amino acids)
Biological process (GO): ceramide metabolic process; intracellular sphingolipid homeostasis; negative regulation of ceramide biosynthetic process
Cellular component (GO): endoplasmic reticulum membrane
Source: RefSeq, a predicted model, not a curated record